Molecule: messenger RNA, 2189 nt
Organism: Mytilus californianus (California mussel)
Lineage: Eukaryota; Metazoa; Mollusca; Bivalvia; Mytilida; Mytilidae
Exons: 8
Coding region: 244-1842 (532 amino acids)
Source: RefSeq, a predicted model, not a curated record
GUUUCAAGGUGUUUUGGGGAGAUUUCCGAUUAACGCGCAUAACCACGUCACAUGCUUCCAACUUAUCACAAUAAAGUAGGCAAUCCACUUUAAACAUUUGCACAUGUUUUAUAGUACUUCGCGAUGUAUGUAAAAUCAAAGGUUAAAGAAGAUAACCUUUUAUCUUAAUGAGUUUAUGUUAAUUUGUGUUUACGGAUACAACUUAUUGUGGAAUAUUGAAUUCGUUUUUUUAUGGAUUGAAAAAUGUUUUUCUACGAUGUGAAAUUUGUUCUUUAUUCAAUUGUGCUCUUAACAUUAUUUGAUUUUAAUUAUACUGCAAAGUUAAAAGAAACGAUAUUUGAAAAGCUAGACAUCAAAAGACAGAAGAGAUAUAUUGAUGGAAAUGAUUUGCCGCCUUUACCAAUAACUAGCUCAUCGAAUGGCGGAGGAGUACCGUUAGUUCGCAGUGAACAUGUUAAUAAUGAACAGCAGGACCGAAGUAGUGCCGAGAAUUCUGGUUAUAGAUAUGUUAGCUCAACAUAUGAUACACAAUCUGAAAAUCAGACUCAAAAUGACAAUUCACAGGAUGAUUCUAGAAUUAUUACAAUAGGAAGUGAUCCUCAGAUCGAAUUCAGGAGUCAUCUAGAUACAAGUGAACAAGAUCGAAGACGACCGAUUCCUUAUUCUACAAGCAGUCCCCCAGUAAGAACGGAAAGUAGAUAUCGAUAUACAACUGAACAAGAUCGAAGACCGCCGACUCUUUCUACCACAAUCAGUCCCCCAGUAAGAGCCGAAAGUGGAUAUCGAUAUACAAGUACUGUAUAUUCGGGACCAGACUCACAAACAGCCUAUCGAUAUAGACCACCAAGUCAGGUUGGAUACCAAACCAGCGGUUCCAAUCGGCAAUAUCCUAAUACAGACCAACAGGGAACCAGAACGCAGUAUGGAACAGGAAGUGGACAGACUCAAUAUUCACCGUAUGUUGGUAGUGGAGUUUCGUACAAUCCAGGUGGUACAAGAGUCCAAUAUGUUGGUGGAGGAUCGAGAUAUCCAGUUUACAAUAGAAAUGAACGUGUAUAUGGUGGAAGUUCAAAUUUUAUUCCAAACAGAGGAGUUGUUUCAAAUGACCCGACAUGUCCUACAGAACCUACGCCAGUGUUUAUUAAUAAUAUGGGUUGUUCACAAGCUAUCAAUACACUAGGAUCCUUUAUAUGCUAUAAUUACGAAAGAGUCUCGAGGGAGUGCUGUGAAAGAUGUUUGUCACUGAAAAAAGCAGACAAAACAGGUUGUGAAUACGGCGAUUGGUCCUACCAAUGUAGAAAUAUACAGCCAUUUGAUUGUUAUAAUUCUCGAAAUAGAGACAUUUGUUGCGAACAAUGCAGGUUACACAAAGAUAGACAAGCUGUAGUAAUUCCCGGAUGUGAAUACGGUGAUUUAACGCCUCGUUGUCAGAUCAUCAGAGAAAAGAGACAUUUAUGUUACCUCCCAGAAAAUCAGCGUCUUUGUUGUCUCACGUGUCCUUCAUUAGCAGACCAAGAUAAGUCUGUAUGCCAGUGGGGAGAUCAGAACCCGGAUUUAUGUGCACCAUUUGAUCAGCAAAACCAGUUACGAAUUAAUUGUUACAUGCCCACGGUUAAUCAAAUCUGCUGCGAAACGUGUGAGAGACUCAAAUCAAGAAGUCAACACCAAAUACCAGGUUGUGAAUAUGGGGAUCGACCGGUUUCCUUCAGUACGCCAUAUGGAAUAUUGGAUUGUGGGAAUUAUCUCCGACAGUUUGGUGUAGACGUCUGCAACAAUCCCGAUGUAGCAACACAUUGUUGUUAUACGUGCUACAGGUAUCGCACGCGUCAAGGAAAAAAGUGAAAACGAGACUUAAUGUUUUAUUGAGAAAAAUGACCAAGUCUGUGAUAGCAAGAUAAUGUGAGGGGGUCUGGAUGGGGGAUCUUUUCAUUCUGUAGUAUUUAUUAUGUUAAUUCAUUGUUCUCUUUUCUUUUAAAAUUUUGCCCAUUAUUCUAUAUUCUUUUUAUUUUAGCACCCGUUGUUCUCUAAUCUAUAUUUUGGCCUAUCUUUUUCAGAUUUUUGGACAAUUUUCUGUAGUGGUGGCCUAUUAUUGUCUUUUCUGUUAAUCCCAUCCAGACCCUCAUGUGACAGUUGUUUUAUCUUUAUAUUCAUGUUCUUCUACUGUUCAAAUAAAGACUAUUUGAUAAUGA